This is a messenger RNA of Suillus paluster, 464 nucleotides long. RefSeq lists its product as uncharacterized. The transcript is spliced from 2 exons. Gene Ontology annotation, molecular function: monooxygenase activity; heme binding; iron ion binding. NCBI's taxonomy places the organism in Eukaryota, Fungi, Basidiomycota, Agaricomycetes, Boletales, Suillaceae. The coding region runs from base 44 to 292 and encodes 82 amino acids. The record is from RefSeq and is a predicted model, not a curated record.
AGCCGCAGAAUGGGCGAUAGUCGAUCCACCUGUUAUCUGUUAAAUGUCGUCUGGCAUAAUCGUCCUCUUUGUCAUUGCAUUCGCAGUUUACUUCUACAGCUGUCGACGCAGUAGAUUACCACUACCUCCUGGGCCACGUCCAAAGUUCUUCACUGGAAAUGCGCAUCAACUACCCAAGCAGGAGUCUUGGCGGAUGUACGCUACUUGGGCGGAAAUUUAUGGGCCCAUUUUCUCCUUCCGCGUGCCUGGCCAGCAGUUCAUAGUGCUCAGCUCCAUAAAAACAGCCUACUGAAUUACUCGAUUUACGCGCCACUACAUAUUCUGAUCGUCCAAGACUAUGGAUGUAUACAGGAACUUGCGAAGCGCAAGCUGAAUACGUUCAACAUACCUUUCAAUCACCCGUAUUUCAAGAUCUAUCGUAGGAUCUUCAAAGCAAGUCUGAGUCCCCGCAAUAUACAAGGCUA